UUGUUUUCAAACAAAUUUUGCUUUUGACGUUUUAACUAAGUGCAAGCCAUUUAAAGUAUUUAUAUCAUCAAUUAGAAUUUUGAAAAGAAAUCCUACUCAAAAUGACUUCAGGUGCCCGAGAUUAUGGAGAACUACGAAAUGAUGAAAAGUUCAUCAAUUGCGUGGAAAACUUCGAUGAAAGUUUGGAUAAAAUUGAGGCUUCAAUACAAACAGCAAUUGGUUUUAAGGACUAUGAAGAGUUAUCUACACAGGAACGGGUUAAACUGGACAAUUAUUUGGCAUAUUCGAUUAACUCACUUUACUGGAUGUAUGUCAAGCUACAAGGAUUGGAUCCUAAUGAGCAUGGCAUUAAAAAUGAACUGUCCCGUACUCGACAAACGAUAUUGAGAGAUAAGGAAAUCUAUGAACGUAACACCAUACGUCCCAAACUAGACAAAGGAGCAGCUGGUCGUUUUAUUAAGCAUGGUUUACAUCUACGAUAUGACAAAGAAGGCAAUCCCAUAAAUGACAAAGGAGAACAUAGUAAUAGAGAUGAACCAAUGGAAAAUUAGUUGUAAAUAGACCUCAUUUGAAUUUUCAUACUUUAAAAAGAGAUUCAGCCGUUUA
Messenger RNA from Stomoxys calcitrans (stable fly), 606 nucleotides. RefSeq names its product nuclear nucleic acid-binding protein C1D (gene Rrp47). Gene Ontology annotation, biological process: regulation of gene expression; maturation of 5.8S rRNA. Gene Ontology annotation, molecular function: DNA binding; RNA binding. NCBI's taxonomy places the organism in Eukaryota, Metazoa, Arthropoda, Insecta, Diptera, Muscidae. Bases 102 to 551 code for a protein of 149 amino acids. The transcript is spliced from 2 exons. The record is from RefSeq and is a predicted model, not a curated record. Gene Ontology annotation, cellular component: exosome (RNase complex); nucleolus.